Molecule: messenger RNA, 1154 nt
Organism: Phaedon cochleariae (mustard beetle)
Lineage: Eukaryota; Metazoa; Arthropoda; Insecta; Coleoptera; Chrysomelidae
Source: the annotation of a GenBank genome assembly
UAAGAAUAUUUAUUGACAAUAACAAACUGAAAACUCCAUCUUCAAUAAUCUUUCAAAGUAGGAUAAUCAGAUACAAAAAAAUGAAUCGAGAACCUCUGAACGGGGAAGUUAUUAAAACUGAUGAUGGGCAAUAUAUUCGGUACAAUGCGCAAAUAGGGUGUUACGAACUUCUGGAGCUCCAAUCUACAUUACAGCCGAGAUCACAGCCUCCUGACAGUGGUACUAAUGAAGUUGAGAUAAUGGAUAAUGAUAUCUCUUCAGGAGAUAUCUCUUCUGUAGAGGAUAUCUCUGCAGAGGAUACAUCGGUUACAGAUAUGUUUCCAAAAAGAAGAUUGUGGGAUCUGACCACAACUCUGCUUAUGUUGGACGAAUGUACAACCCAUAAAAAGGAACUAGCAGACCCAAAAAUGAGAAAUACUGCAGUCUACAAAAAGAUUUCCAUGAAAAUGAAAGAACAUGGAUACAACUUCACACCAGAGCAAAUACAGAACAGAAUGAAAACAUUAAUCAGCAAAUACAAAGAAAUUAGAGAUCACAAUGCUGGAAGUGGUAAUUCUUUCAAGGAUUGGGAGUAUUAUGAACUGAUGGAGAAUUAUAUGGGAAGAGCUCCAAAUAUAACCCCAGUAGCUUCAUGCUCUAGUUUAGGCAAUAAUAUAAUAAAUGCCAUAAAUGCAAAGAAAAUCAUAAAAGAAAAAAACUGUGACACUGAUAAAAUCUCCAGUUCUACAGUACCUUCACUACAGUCGAGCAGUAAAUCUAAUGUAAUGGUUGAUAGAAGUGCUGGAAGUAGUGAAACUCAAAAAAAAACUAAACGUAUCCGUUCUAGUCCAAGAGUAGAGAUGCUAGCAUUUCUCAAAGAAUAUAAAGAGGAUGUUAGAAGGAGGGAACUUGAACGCAUGAGAAUAAUGAAAGAGCAGCAUCAAGAAACCAAGGAAAUGGUCUCCGAACUGAUUUCAAUACUCAGAAAAUCCAAAGAAAAAGAGUGAAAUUAAAUACCUACAAUGCAUUCAAUGUAUAUUUCGUUUUCCUUUUUUGCUUAUUCUGGACAUGUUGUAAUGUCAUAAAAAUUAUAGAAUAAUGUUAGUUAAUUUCCAGUACAAAUUAUGAUAAGAGGAAAUAAUUUAUUUUUGUUAUUAUGUGGAUAAUGAAAUGCC